CAGAUUCAAAAGUCGCUCGUCGGCUGUAACACGAGUGCGAUGAGUGACCUUCCACCCGUUUCAGCAGCAUCAGCUUCUUCCUGGCGAUUUGUCUUGUCAUGAACGGCCCGCGCACCUCAACACAAACAACUUGCGAAGUGGGGUUUGCAGCACAUCGACCAUGGACCACGCAACCCUCGUCUUCGCCUCCGUAUUUCCCGUCCCGUCCCUCUCGCACACAACGCCUACGCCGGUCGCAACACCGGAUCUCGGACACACGGCGCCUGGAUCUUCAUUCGGAGGCCCGUUCAUUGGCAAUGCGGGUGGCGCACAGCAUCGCGCCGUGAAACGGACUCAGGCCUGGAGCACCGCGACACGCUUCUUGAGUCUACCGAACAAUCCAGGCUCUGGAACGAGGAGAAGCCAACGAAGUGCAGACGUUGAAGGGGCGCUAUAUUAUCUAUUGGUCGGGGAGGGGAAGAGCGAGGAAGGCGAGAAAGGGCUCUUGGAGUGGUAUACGAACGAAGCGCGGUUGCAUUUUGCGAGCUUUGUAAAGCCGGCCCUGAAGGAGUUAUGGGAGAAGGAAGUCGAGUUGCGCACGGCCUGGGACGUCCUAGACGAGACGCAACGGACGCUCGAGCAGGUCCAGAACUUCUACCUUCAGCCCUUCAAUGACCAUAUCCUCCCGUUCCUCCACCAAGAUGCGACGAACAAGACAAUCCGCGCAAGCCAGCUGUCGCAGACGGCCGAUAUUGAAUUAAUGGACGCCGCGAGCUGGAAAUUCGAGCGACACAUUCACGCAGUUUUCGCGCAUUGCCUCCCUCCGAAGCGAUUCUCGAAGACUUUGAGCUAUAUCCUCUAUGAUGCAGGUUGCCGGUUGUUCCGCUUUUACGUACGGCAGGAUGGUGUCCAGCCCAGCACAACACCUGAGAGUACCAGGGAGGUCCGCGACCGGAUGACUGCGCUUCUCUCCGGCUUGGAGCGCGUGGGGCUGGGAGGCAAUAAUGCUCAGAGGGCAUUUGCACAUGCGAUGAACCAGUUGUUGGAGACGUUCAUCGCUAGCCACUACCUGAAAGUGGAUUGGUUCUCAAAGAGGUCAAUCGUACCCGAUCUAAGGGUAUGGGUCAAAGAUGGCUUUUGCCCGCUUGUGGAGCUAGCCAUGGAAUGCUUGAGAUGCGAUGCAAGCGACGUUCAACCUACCGAGCUGAAGCAGUGGCAGGAGAUGGCGCUUGCCAGGCUGGGGAGAGGAAGAGUUGCCAAUCUGUUCGACUUCGUUAUCCAUUGGGACAGAAGCUUAGGGGCGAUACUAGAUCUCAAGGAUUACUUGAAGCUCGACGGCGCAAAACAAUAUCUCACAUCUAAUUUCUCUCAGCAAAUAUCGAGGCGUCUACUACACCCUGGGGCUACUACGACGUACAUCUUAAACGUCUACAUCUCGAUCAUCCGCGCGUUUCACAAGCUGGAUCCGAAGGGCGUCUUGCUUGAACGCGUGGCGCGACCUAUCAGACGAUAUCUGAAAGAGCGAGAAGAUACCGCUCGCAUAAUCAUCUCAAGCCUUCUUACGGAUCCGGAUGACGAGGUUGGUAACACCAAAUUUGCCUCAAGUGGAGAGCUGUCCUAUGAGAUCGCGAUGGAAAUGAAGAAACCCUUUGCGAACCGUGAGGAGGCGGAUGAGGAAUUCAACUGGAACGACCUGAAUUGGCAGCCUCUUCCAAAUGAUGCAUCCCCAGAUUACAAGAAGUCGAAGGUCGAGGAUGUCAUUCACUUCCUCUUGACAAUUUGGGAUAAAGAAGACUUUAUCAACGAGUUGAAGAAUAUCCUUGGGGACCACCUAUUGCGGUGUCAGGAUCUGGAGUAUGAGAAGGAGAUUCGGUUGCUCGAGCUUAUCAAGGUUCGAUUGGGUGACGAGAAGCUGCAAGCAUGCGAAGUUAUGCUGCGCGAUGUCCUAGAGUCAAAACGCAUCAACGGUACCAUCCACGCUACAGGCGAUGUACUGACGCCAGAGGACCAAGGUCAACAGCCAGAGACCCCAGCAGGUCCUGGACCAAGGCAACCUCGACCACACCGUCCUACAUCAUCAGUGCCCUCCCACCUAACACCCUCAACACCAAUCUUGAAGCCACCCGAAGGCCCUACCCUAAACGCCCAAAUCCUCUCCUCCUUCUUUUGGCCCAUCCUCCGCGACGAAGAAUUCCGCGUUCCCGCACAGAUCGAAGCGCUGCAGAAAGAAUACGAAUCGCGGUUUGAACGCAUCAAAGGCAUGCGCAAACUGCGCUGGAUGAAUGCGCUGGGUGACAGCACCAUAAUCCUGGAGUUUGAGGAUAGGACUGAGGAGUUCGAACACUUGACGCCAUGGCAGGUUAGCGUGGCGUAUGCAUUUCAACCGCAGCCUGGUGAGGAGCGGGCUGCUGGUGGGAAGGGCAAGAAAGGCGAGGGGAUUACGAGGAAUGUGGAACAGCUUGAAGAAAUGCUGCAGAUGGAUGAAGGCCUUGUCCAUCAAGCGCUAGCCUAUUGGGUUGGCAAAUCCGUGCUCCGGGCAGUUUCACCCGAUACAUACACCGUCAUCGAGCGGCUCGAUUCCUCCACCAAGGACAGCGAUGCCGCAGCCGCAGCCCAAGAACUCGCUGAAGUGCAGGCUGCCCAGACCACAACCGUCAAAUCCCAAGCUGAUCUUUUGAACGAGAAGAAGGACGUCUAUACGAGCUUUAUCGUAGGCAUGCUGACCAAUCAGGGGAAUCUGCCGGUCAUGAGGAUUCUCAUGAUGAUGCGCAUGCUGGUUCAGGGCGGGUUUCCGUUCGGAGCUGAGGAACUCAGGGGCUUGUUGGGGGAUAUGGAAGGGGAUGGGAAGGUCGUUAGCUUGGGGGCCGAUGUUUGGGGAAUUAGGAAGUAGGAGAAAUAUAUUAGGUUUGCGGGCGAAAGAGGAGGAUUAAUGUACGUGCAAAGUCUGUUCAGGCUUCCGUAUAGUAUUACGGUCGAUUGAGUCGGGCGCUUGCUAGGUCU
Molecule: messenger RNA, 2979 nt
Organism: Trematosphaeria pertusa
Lineage: Eukaryota; Fungi; Ascomycota; Dothideomycetes; Pleosporales; Trematosphaeriaceae
Exons: 3
Coding region: 161-2869 (902 amino acids)
Biological process (GO): ubiquitin-dependent protein catabolic process
Cellular component (GO): anaphase-promoting complex
Molecular function (GO): ubiquitin protein ligase binding
Source: RefSeq, a predicted model, not a curated record